Messenger RNA from Myotis myotis, 1295 nucleotides. RefSeq names its product N-acetyltransferase 14 (putative) (gene NAT14). Lineage: Eukaryota; Metazoa; Chordata; Mammalia; Chiroptera; Vespertilionidae. The record is from RefSeq and is a predicted model, not a curated record. Gene Ontology annotation, molecular function: N-acetyltransferase activity. Bases 181 to 801 code for a protein of 206 amino acids. The transcript has 3 exons.
GAGCCAGUGAGCUCGGGAGGGUGACGCAGCCCGUCGGGCUAGAGCCCAGGGACCAAUGAGCAUCGAUCCACUCCCUCCAGCGCCCCGACACCACGCGCAGGUUGCUUAGCAACCCGGGAGAGAGCGUGCGAACCCCCUCCACGGCCGGUGCGCGCCUGCUCCCCGGGGCGCGGGGCUGCCAUGGCCCCCAGCCACCUGUCGGUGCGGGAGAUGAGGGAGGAUGAGAAGGCGCUGGUGCUGGAGAUGCUGAAGGCUGGUGUGAAGGACACGGAGAACCGAGUGGCCCUGCACGCCCUGACACGGCCGCCCACCCUGCUGCUCCUGGCGGCGGCCAGCAGCGGCCUGCGCUUCGUCCUGGCCUCCUUUGCUCUGGCCCUCCUCCUGCCUGUGCUCCUGGCCGUGGUGGCCCUGAAGCUGGGCCUGCGGGCCCGGUGGGGCUCGCUGCCUCCGCCGGGCGGCCUAGGGGGGCCCUGGGUGGCAGUGCGGGGCUCAGGGGAUGUGUGCGGGGUCCUGGCCCUGGCUCCCGGCUCCCACACUGGGGACGGGGCCCGGGUCACCCGCCUCUCCGUCUCCCGCUGGCACCGCCGCCAAGGUGUGGGCAGGCGGCUGCUGGCCUUUGCAGAGUCCCGGGCACGUGCCUGGGCAGGGGACGUGGGGGAGCCCCGAGCCCGCCUUGUGGUCCCCGUGGCUGUGGCAGCCUGGGGCGUGGCAGGGAUGCUGGAGGGCUGUGGCUACCAGGCAGAGGGGGGCUGGGGCUGCAUGGGCUACACACUGGUGAGGGAGUUCAGCAAGGACCUGUGACUCCAACCUGAGCACCUACUGUGUGCGUGACCACCUACUGUGCGCGGGCACAUCCCCAUCCUCCCUGUGCGAAUCCCCAGCCCACCCAGGGCUCAGGGACUCAGGCCUGCCGAGGCUGAGACACGCCAGCCACUGCAGGCUGAGGCCCAUGUGUGGUGUGUGAACUUCUCAGGGAGGGCGGCCUGCCCCGCCUCCGGCCUCCCUCUGCGCUGAGAGACCUCUGUCUCUAGCUGCAGGUCUGCACCUCCCGAGCUCCUGCCUGGCCUGGGAGCGACUCCCUCCCAGGAGGAGAGGGGGCUGAACAAGUUUGACGCCCAAGGGUUAGGACUCGGGACAAGGGCCCCCCACAUAGGGCCGAGGCCCCUGCGAACCGGGUGGGUUUGAUGCCUGUGCAUGAAGGGGGUGAGUCUGGAGCCAGGCGCUGAGCGGAGCCUUGUAGGGGAGCUGUCUCCUGGAGAGGCCGCGAGGAGGAGGAGGAGGAGGAGGAGGAGAAG